Messenger RNA from Calypte anna (Anna's hummingbird), 3096 nucleotides. It is a transcript of the gene EXD1, whose product is annotated as exonuclease 3'-5' domain containing 1. Gene Ontology annotation, molecular function: nucleic acid binding; 3'-5' exonuclease activity. The record is from RefSeq and is a predicted model, not a curated record. NCBI's taxonomy places the organism in Eukaryota, Metazoa, Chordata, Aves, Apodiformes, Trochilidae. The transcript is spliced from 12 exons. Gene Ontology annotation, biological process: nucleobase-containing compound metabolic process. The coding region runs from base 96 to 1493 and encodes 465 amino acids.
GGCGACUCGGUGUCUCGCCGAGGCCCCUCUCUUGCUCGGUUCCAGAGGUGUCCCGCCGCGGUGGCUCCGUCUCCGUUGCCUCCCGGUACCGCGGCAUGGCCCGCAGCAGUGAGCACUUCGGUGCCUUCCUGGAGAGGAGCGUUAAAGUCACCUUAAAAUGUGGCGUCUUCCAGGGGGUGCUGCAGCACCUGGGCCCCGAGCGGAGCCUCCUCCUGCGGUCAGUGAAGAACUUGGAAACGGGCAGAAGCACUCCAGGACUAAAGAUGUUUUUUGGCCAUGAAAUAGUCAGGGUGGAAUUGCUGGAUGAACCAAAUUCAGGGAAGAGAACAGCAAUGCCCUCUGAUGAAGUAGUAUUGACCUCAGACUGCCCUGUCACAGAAAUGAAGCAUGUUGUGACAUCUUCAACCAGGUGCACUUCAGCUGCUGAAGGGAACAAACAAGCAGACACAGGACAAGCAGGUUGUGGCCCAUGGAGUUCUCCUUGUGUUUCCCUGGAGAGCCAGCUCAGAGCCUCAAAUAGGUUAAAAUACUCCCCCUCAGAGAAGAAGGAAGAAGAGAGUGUGGAGUACACAGUUGUUGAUUGUUUCCAGCAGAAAUUUGGCUCAGCAAUACUCCACCUAAAACAGCAGAGUGUUGUCAGUGUAGCAGGAGAAGGUCUUAAUUUGUGUCGUCAUGGUAAACUCUCAUUGCUUGAGAUGGCAACAAAGAGCCGGAUUUUUCUCUUUGAUAUCUUCCUUCUGGGACCUCAGGCUUUCAAAAAUGGGUUACAAAUGGUGCUUGAAGAUAAAAACAUCUUGAAGAUCAUGCACGACUGCCGCUGGAUCUCAGACUGCCUCUUUCACCAGUAUGGUGUCCUUCUCUCCAAUGUCUUUGAUACACAGGUUGCUGAUGUUCUGCAGUUCUCAAUGGCAACUGGAGGUUUCCUUCCACACCGUGUCUGCUCCUUCCAGGAGUGUUUGAUGCAGCACUUGAAGAUACCUUCCACGUGGCUUGCCAGCAUCAAGUGCAGGCAGCAGAUGGCUUCAGAGAAUCCUGACAAAUGGUUCCUGAGACCCCUUCCAGCUUCUCUGCUUAAAGCACUUGCUCUGGAGGCUCUGUGCCUUUUGCUGCUCCACUCAUCUCUAAUGGAUACCUUGAUGUCUGACCUGACAGCUGUAGUACAUGAUUAUUUACUUACUUACCAGACUGGCUCUGGAGUUCACCUGAGGAGCACAAAGCCCAGUUGCAUGGAGCUGCCAGAGGAGCUGCAUCAGCUGGCAGCCACCCAGAAGCAGAGGCAGAAGAAAGCAGUAAAAGAGUACAGAAUGAAUGAAGAUGGUCUUUUGAUCAGACCAGUCAUGGAAUUAAAAGAGGAAAGUGAUCCACAGAAGGAUGGGAACUGCAGAGGUGACAGCAAUGGCUUUCCCACAGAUAAAGCUGUGGCUCAGAUGACAUCCUUCUACUCUGAGGAUUUGCUUUCUCAACAAAAGCUUGAAAAUCAAAAUCAGGUGUAAUUAUCUGUGGAAGAACCUUAUACCAGCCUCAGGCUGGCAACUUGGUGAGCUCAGACUGGGUAUUUUAAGAUGUCCACAUGGGCCACUCCCAUGCAGAAGUGUCAACAAAAGCUCCUUAUGUUUACAGUGACAGGUAAACCCAUUGUUGAAUAGAAACAAUAAUGUCCUUUCUUUCAAAGUAAAUUCCUUCUUCUUUUCUCGAGGUCUGUUCUUGGGAUCCAUUUUUUUCAAGAGUUAUUUUUUAUUUUAAAACAGUUUGGGUUUUUUCUUACAUUGUUAUCAUUAUGUCUUAAAUUGUAUUAGGUCUUUUGUUACCUGUUGCAGGUAUGUAAAACUUGCACCCAACCCAGAUAUGAAAAUAGAGGAGCUUAUAAACUGCCUGUUCAUUGAGAUUAGGAGGAAUUUGCUUGGAAAAAGUAAAAAAAAUCUUCUGGCCAAGCCAUGUGGGCUUACUUUAUAUGCAGAUAAGACCCUUCACAUAGGUAUAGAGCAGUCUUUCAUUGGAGUGAAGAAGUUGACACCCUAAAUAACCACUCUACUGGCAAAAACAGUGAAGAAGUGGAGUAAUUUUCUGACAAGUCAGUUAUUUUAGCUGAGAAGUUGCCUGCCAAAAGUUGUGUGACACUGCUGUUUAUCAGCAGGGCUGUAUCAAACCCCUAUAGAUAAGGCUGCAUAACAUUAAUGUGGGGUGUAUAUGGACAAGUGUCCAUAUACAGAAAGGGGAAAGCAGGCAAAUUAGUUUAAAAUAUGUAUAGCUUUCCCCCAUGAGCAAAAUUAGGUAAAACUGGUUAUUUCCACUAUAUUUGUUUUGCCUGCUAUUUGCUAAAAGUGCUUUCAAUCCUCCAGUUGACAGCACUGCUGUGCCACAUGACAAAUGGGACAUGCCUGAGUCUUGGAACUUUCUGGCCUGUCACUGUGUUUGAUUUGCCAGCACAGGUAUAAUUAAAAUUCUUUGAAGUUCUGGAUUUUUGCACAUUUAUGUAUUUAAAUACAUAAAAAAAUACUACAGGUCUUGCCACUCAAAUGCUUCAACUAGAAUGAGGAACACCAUAUUGAAAUGUAAGGAGAGUUUUGCUCUCAGGGUUGUGCCUGGCUGUAUGAACAUGAAACAGGGGAGAAAGGAAGAGGGAUCAGUGUCCUGCACAGGCUGCAGCCCAGAACAACCUGAGCUGCAAAUGUGUUCAUGGUAACAUCAGGUCCCAAGGGAAACAACAUCUCCAUGUGAGUUCUGAACCAAUUCCUGACAGAGCUCUUUCCCUCUGGAGGUAAAUGGGUGCAAACAGAUGCCUGUGGUGUAGCUGUGCAUUCCUUUUAAAUACUGUUAGGGGAAAACAGGUUGGGGUUUGUUGUGGGGUUUUGGAUUUUUUUGUGUUUGGCUGGGUUUUUUUUUCCUCUUCAGAAGGUUUGUAACCCAGCAGUAUUUCAGUAGUUCUCUUUGAAAAUAGAGAUGGGAUUUGCUGGUUUCUAGGAGUGGCUGAAAAACUUACAAGGUUUUCUCUUUGUCAGUAAGUUUUCUACACUUUAAACUCUUAACAGUGUUCUAUAAUCAAGCUGUAUGGUUCCUUUGCCUCACUUCAAUUUAGAAAAAUAAAACAGGUUUGAG